AUGCUCGUAUGUAAAGUGACACAGAGUCUGGGACUCAAUGAAAGAAGUGUCAAAGAGGAUUUAGAAAGUUUCAAGAGUUGGGAUACCUGUAUGGAUGAUAAAGCAUGUAAGAUAGUCGCAAUUGUAGGUAUUGUACUAGCCUGUAUUGUUGUAAUCUGGCUAAUUGGGUCGCUUUUAACGUGUUUUAGACAAGGCGUAGGUGGGAUAUGUGAAUUUAUUUGUUGGUGUUCAUCCUGCUACAAGAAUAGAUCAAAUCAAAAUGUCAAUCAAGCUUAUCAACCUGCGCAACCUGUGGGUUCGUAUGAACCUGCAACGAUAAUAUAUCAACCAGUCCAACCUCCUCAAUCUAUGUACAGCAAUGAUAAGAAUGACGGUUAUUACAACGAAUACGGUAAUAAUGGAAGUAACGACGUGUUCGAGUUGGAACAAACUAUAGAUCUGGAUGCACAGAAGCAGAUACAAAGGGACAAAGAAGAAGAGUUAGCAAGGCAACAAGAGCUUGAAUUACAAAGAGAGGCUGAAGAGCAAAGAAAACAAGAACAACAACAAGAACUCGAGAGGGAGAAACAGAUUCAAAAAGAAAAUCUUCUAAGAAGACAAGAAGAAAUUAAGAGACAGAUAGAAGUUCAACGUGCUCAAUUCGAUACUAGAAGACAAGUUAAUAUACCUGGAGGUGAACCGAAUGAUGACCGCAGAAAUACUUUUAUUGAAAUGGCCAGUCCACAGAGCGCGAUACCGUCCUAUCCUCAACAGCAAUAUAUGGGUAAGAUAACGCCAUUACAGCCAGCUGCAGCACACAGUAAUAGCCCAACAUCAUAUCAACAAACGUACACGAGUCCAGACGCAAUGCAUCAGCAGCAAAUGUACACUCAAAGCAACUCAAACUCUAACGCACCUUACCCAACUGACGACUAUAUUCCAAAAACUCACAACUAUUAUUAA
This is a messenger RNA of Kazachstania africana CBS 2517, 942 nucleotides long. It is a transcript of the gene PIN2, whose product is annotated as Pin2p. The transcript has a single exon. Gene Ontology annotation, cellular component: plasma membrane; cellular bud neck. The coding region runs from base 1 to 942 and encodes 313 amino acids. NCBI's taxonomy places the organism in Eukaryota, Fungi, Ascomycota, Saccharomycetes, Saccharomycetales, Saccharomycetaceae. The record is from RefSeq and is a predicted model, not a curated record.